Messenger RNA from Suillus subaureus, 2217 nucleotides. RefSeq lists its product as uncharacterized. Bases 411 to 1910 code for a protein of 499 amino acids. The transcript is spliced from 2 exons. NCBI's taxonomy places the organism in Eukaryota, Fungi, Basidiomycota, Agaricomycetes, Boletales, Suillaceae. The record is from RefSeq and is a predicted model, not a curated record.
CGGACACGCCGGCUGACGAUAUCACAGUGCCGGCCUCGAGGCAGACCUUGUGCUAGAAAGGGCGGGAAUGCUGUCUAGAUUCUCUAGGCUUGGGCUGACGCUGGGCGUGAGACGAAGGACCUACUGCAUAUAUACAAGUACUCAUGACUCUCAGAGAAGCGGAGGCACAUAGAGGCACAUGCCCUGAUGCCCAUCCUACACGCUGUCUACUCCCGCCAUCUUUGGUAAGCACCUGCCAUAUCCGUACUCUAUUCAUCCUAUUUUUCAAAUUCCAGAUAUUACGCCAAUCACGGGUAACGGAAGUGAUUACGAAGGGCUGAACCUUUUAAUAAACGGGAUACCUCUCCCCACUUCCACCCGACCGCCAGUUGACUGUCACACUAUUAAUUUUCGUUCUCGACUCCCUCAAGAUGCCCUCCGUGAUGUUGGAUAGUGUGUCAGUUAACUCGUUCGUCAACGUUCGCAAAUUAAAUGCAGCACGCUAUCUGCAUGGAACCUCGACAAUCGCAGCAAUUCCGGACGAGUUGCUGUCUGCCAUCUUUCAUAUUGCAACGCACGAUUUUCACGACUGUUAUGACGCUAUGUUUCACGCUACUACAAUUUCCCAUGUCUGUCAACGCUGGAGAAACGUAUCUCUUUCAACCUCAUCAUUAUGGACCGUCAUCGUUCUCACAUUUCCUACUCAUCGCACUCAAUUCUUUCGCACUAUCGACUGGCUUGCGCGUUCCCGCUCUCGCCCUUUGCACCUUUACAUGGAUUUUCGAGAUCCCGCAUGGAAUUGGGACGAAGCCUCACAUUGCUUUAGCUGGAAAAAUAUGGAAAAUGUCAUGCGACUUAUCUUGCCAUAUGCGCACCGGUGGCAGAAGGUUGAACUUCUCACUGACACCUGGGCUCCUAUUUUUACCUUCCUCUCCUAUACCUCCCGCAUAAAAUCAGUUCCUAUGUUACAAGAUGUCCUUCUUUCCCGCUGUAACGCCUUCUUUGCUGCAAAGGGCGAGCUCUUCCGCCCUUCUGCAAUGAAGCAUCCUGUCUCCUGGUUUGGGGGAGGUUCUGCAUUUCACAGCCUUCGUCGGGUCUCCCUUGCCGGUGUACACGUGAACUGGGCAAACUCGGGAUUGUCGGGUCUCUUGGAACUCGAACUCAAGUACCACGCGAGCGAGGUGAUGCCAACUUUGCACGAGUUUUGCGACAUCAUAUCGGCAUGUCCCAAACUCGAGCGAUUGAACAUCUUGGGAUGGGGUCCUCAGAUAGACGUAAACGUUGCGCCCAAGCAGCGCACUCUCUACCUUCCGCAUUUACGAAACUUUGCCUUCGGAUUCAUCGAUGUCGAUUACGCCAUUGAUUUCUUGUCGCUCUUUUACUUCCCCAGCCUUCAAACGCUUUCGCUGGAGGACAUUUCCUCUUCACUAGAUCCGUUGCACCCUUGCGAUUCGUCCCGUCUUCUGGAGUACCUCACAGCAGCUCACCACGGGUCGUGCACAACCUCGUCUCAUCUAUUCCCAUGCGCAACGUGCAGUCCAUAUCCCUUAUCUUUAAUUAGUUCUUUGGAGCUUCAUGGCCUUACAUCAUGCGGAGCUUCUUUGCGCUGCUUUCUGCAAGAAACCACGACUCUCGACCAUCUCGUACUGUCUGGUCUGGACAAAACGAACCUACAGGCGAUCGUUCCAGACCUAAUCGCCGCGGCGCUUUGCCCAAGUCUUCUUGACUUGAAAUUCAACGACGCAGACCCGACGAUCAUUGCGUCAUUAGCUUCCCUCCCAAUCGGUGUUGUUCGCAGUCUCAACUCUCCAUCGAUGCGUGUCGUUGUAGUUGCGAAUGUUGUCGACAGUGAUGACGCAAAGCGCGAGCUCAUGCACGUGUUGUGGGCCGCUGGCGUCGAGGUCAUAAUCUUAGGAAAUGCCACUUCUUAAGGGCUUGGCAAGGGAAGCCGCAGCAUCAUUCAUCAUUUUCAUGCACCGCUCUCAUCAGUCAUUCGUUCUUCCUUUCCCUUCAUUACACACUCUCCCCUUUAUCACCCAUGAUUUAACGCGCCUUUGUACGUAUGUAAUACCCUUCGACAUUCUUCACGUCACUGUAUAGUGUAUCAAUAUGCCCACGCAUCCCCUCAUUUCCGUCCAAGUCGUAUGUUAGUAUAUCCGUCAGUACUAUAGAGCCGAAUCACCUGUAGCAUAUGUCAUGUGUAAUACACACAUUUGGUUCGAUUGGCAAAUCAUCAUG